Chilo suppressalis (striped riceborer) is the source of this 477-nucleotide messenger RNA. NCBI's taxonomy places the organism in Eukaryota, Metazoa, Arthropoda, Insecta, Lepidoptera, Crambidae. The record is from the annotation of a GenBank genome assembly.
AUGUCUCUUAGAAAUAUAUUUAGAACCGUCAGAAGCACUCAUAGUUAUUUACUAAGAUAUAACUAUUUGGGUGCCAGUUUUAGCAAUUAUAAAAGUGUUGUUCCUUUAUCGACAAAUAUACCAGCUUUGAAGGACGAGAAAGUGAAAGUCACAUUUGUGCUCAACGAUGGAAAGAGGAUCGAGACUGAAGCCAAGGUGGGAGACAGCCUGCUCGAUGUGGUUGUCAAUAACGACCUGAACAUUGAAGGCUACGGUGCCUGCGAGGGUACGCUCACAUGCUCCACCUGCCAUGUGAUAUUGAAGCAAGAGGAUUUCGAUAGAUUACCAGAAGAGGCGAGCGACGAAGAACGCGACAUGCUGGACCUCGCGUACGGUCUCACGGACACGUCCCGGCUCGGCUGCCAGAUCAUCAUGAGCAAGGACCUGGACGGCCUGGAGAUUCAGAUCCCGGAGACCAUUAAUGACGCGAGGAGUUGA